CUACUUUAAUCCUUCCUUAACUACCCUUCCUUUAUUCUCUCUUCAGCAGUAUGGGAACAACCAUUCCAUCAACUCAGGCAAGGGCAAUCUUAUUUUCAGGAAGGUCUUAUUGUAAACCAGCACGAAUAUUCCCCAAGCAUGGUCGUUCUGUGUUGUGUGUCCUGGCCCGACCCACUUCUGUUACUUUCACUCAUAAUGAUAGCCAUACUCUUAAGCUCGAUACAAGAAACAAUACUAUAGCCACCACAUCCAAGACUGUUUAUAGAGACAACUGGUUUGAACGUAUUGUCAUUGCUUACCUCUCUAAAGCUGUCCAAGAAACUGCUGGGAUAACAACUGACACACCGGGAUACAAGGGACUCGUGACAGUGUCAACAGCUAUGUUUCGGGAGUUUAGUCAGACUAAACAACGCCAACUUGUUAUUAAUGCUCUUGAGAAAGUUAUUCCUAGCUUUGCACUCUCCAUGGUGAAGAAACUGAUGCCACAAUCAAAGUUUACGAGGGAAUUUUUUGCUAUUUUCACUACCUUAGCCUUUCACUGGCUGGUCGGUCCUAGUGAGGUAAGGGAGUCUGAGUUCGAAGGAAGAAAAGAGAGGAAUGUCGUCCACAUCACAAAAUGCAGGUUUCUGGAGGAAGCUAACUGUAUCGGUAUGUGCACAAACCUCUGCAAGAUGCCAACACAAGAAUUUAUUAGUAAAAAUUUCGGGACUCCGGUCAACAUGGUACCUAAUUUUGAUGAUAUGAGUUGUGAGAUUAUAUUCGGUCAGGAUCCUCCAGCACAAGAAGAUGAUCCGGCAUUUAAGAAACCAUGCUACAAACUAUGUAAUGUAAAACAAAGGCACAGUGAAAGCUGCAUUAGCUAGAUCCUCAAAGGAGACGGUCGAUGUAGGGAUUCAAAAGGGAGAUGUACAUAAUGA
Molecule: messenger RNA, 917 nt
Organism: Erigeron canadensis
Lineage: Eukaryota; Viridiplantae; Streptophyta; Magnoliopsida; Asterales; Asteraceae
Product: beta-carotene isomerase D27, chloroplastic-like
Exons: 7
Coding region: 51-863 (270 amino acids)
Molecular function (GO): iron ion binding
Source: RefSeq, a predicted model, not a curated record